Molecule: messenger RNA, 2503 nt
Organism: Bipolaris sorokiniana ND90Pr
Lineage: Eukaryota; Fungi; Ascomycota; Dothideomycetes; Pleosporales; Pleosporaceae
Exons: 2
Coding region: 386-2152 (588 amino acids)
Biological process (GO): vesicle transport along microtubule; mitotic centrosome separation; microtubule nucleation
Cellular component (GO): centrosome; kinetochore; kinesin complex
Molecular function (GO): microtubule binding
Source: RefSeq, a predicted model, not a curated record
CAACAACCCACCGCUGGAGACGCACAACACUGCACGCCGCCGUCCAGCGGCCUACUAACCACUAACCAUACACAGGCACAGGUUGAAAAUUACAACGCCCGCACAGCCAACAUCAAGCGCCACGCAGCCCACCUCAACAGACUGCGGCGCAUGACCGGCGACAUCACACCGUGCUCGACAAAAGCGACAUCCUCCAUUUCCGGCAACAAAGACACAAACAACACUCGCGCGUACCUCAAGCUGCAGGCCUCCUCUAUGCCGUGAUCACCCGUGGAUGCACACACCAGCACUCACUCAUCUAUAUCUCGCCGCAUCGCCGUCGCCCCCGCCUAACACAUUCCCCUGAGCUUGGGUUGCGGUCCACCGCCACGUCCCAGCAGCCACCAUGGGAGUCGUCGACAAGCCCUUCUCCUCUCCGGCCGCGCAGAGAAGAGCGUGGAAGAGCGUGGAAGAGGAAUUAACCUACUACAAGACGCAAUACGAGACGCUGGAAAAUGAGCUGCAGGAGUUUCAGACUUCCAGCAAGGAACUAGAGGCCGAACUAGAACGCGACAUCGAAGAGAGCGAAAAGCGCGAGAGGAAACUGCAAGAAAAGGCAGAGAAACUGGUUUUUGAGGUCGAGGAGUGGAAGACAAAGUACAAGCAAAGCAAAGCCGAAGCAAACAAUGCGCAAAACACGCUGCAAAAGGAGAUUACUGCUUUGCGCGAGGGCCAACGCGCGCUGCAAAUGCGGCUCCGAGACAUUGAGGUGCAAAGCGACGAUUUCGAGCGCCAGGCACGCAACCAAACGUCAUCGCUUGAAGAUGUCGAAUCUAAGUAUAACGUGGCUAUUGAACGCGGCGUCAUGCUUGAAGAGGAAGUCAAGAUUGGAGAACAGGAACGAGAGCAACUACGUAUAGAAACACAACGACUACGUGAUGAACUGACCGACCUGCGCAUCGAGACGGAAAUCGUACAAGAAAAACUGCGCAUAGCAGAAGAAACCAUCGAACACCACCACCAGCGCAAGGUAUCUAGCCACCUUGCUGGUGACGUUUUGCGACCACGCUCACCGAUUUCUGAGGCGUCAACGUCUGCGACUACCCUUUCCUCGCCCACAGCCGGCUCGACCCCGCCGCACUCGAUAGCAGAUGCCCUCCACCCGGACACGACCCCACCAUCUCCGCCGCUCUCGGACGCACCCAUUACCACCAAACUCAUCCCUUCGACGCCCAUGUCCAGACGAAAGAAUUCUGUUGUGCCGCAGGACCCUGGAACUACACCUCGUGCCGGUAUGUACUCACGGGCGCCACGACAUUCGCGAGGGCCUAGUAUGUCAGGAUCGUCACGGCCACCCAGUUCAGCUGCCAGUGGGCGGGCCACGCCCUCCCUACGGCCGACUGUGACAGGGUCGCGAGAGACCAGACCAAGUCUUGGCGCGUCUACAUCAGCGGGUUUUCCCAGGUCAGGCUCGCUCUAUCAGAUUCGGGGGCUGAUAGGUAAGAUGCAGAGGCUCGAAGAACGAGUUCAAACAGCACGAUCCAAGCUUCCUGCGCCAACGAGUACGCCACCCCGAGCGAGCCCACGAGGCAGCAGCGGUUCAGGACACGUACCCAGCUCAGUUACGUUGAGGAAUGGUCGCAAGCGCAGCUCGCAAGCGUCAGUGGCGUCGUCAGUCCCCAGCGCCUACGAGUCUGGUGUCAGCCGCCUCUCCUUCGGUGCCUCCAGCUCUUCGAGGGAGCCUCCGACCCCCCAACCCGACAGCCGAAACUCGUUCUCGCCACCGGCUGCGGCGAUAGCACGACCAGCGAGCAGGAGCAGCAACCGUACCGCACUCGGCCACUACCAGUCGUCAUCGAUUAGCGGAAUUGAAUCACGAGUACCGAGACCACGAAGUUCAAUGAGCGGCCACUCCAACGGGCACAGUUACUCGCAGUCGCUCUCGUCGUCUGUACGGGAUGACGCAAGCACCAACAGUGAUGGAAGUGGGGUGACGACGCCAAUAAUGGGUCGACGUUCCACACUGGAGAAGUCGGGGAUCCCGACGCCAACGGGCAUUCCAAGGCGGGCGAGCGCAGGCCGACGAGCGAGUGCAGGCCAGGAUGGGGGAGAAACGGGAUUCCCCUUACGACUGCGGAGGAUGUCGACGCAGACUGAGGAAGAGUCUUAUUAGGGCGGCACGGGUCGGGCGUUUGCAGCAAAAACCAGAAGCUGCAGGGACUUUGUGCAUGUACGUUUGGGCUUUUUUGUCGGUAUAUGAUUUUGCGGCACUAUACCUCUAGCGUUUCUGGAGUUUGGCACACGGGAAGGGGGAUGCAGGUACCGUAUUUAGCUUGCACCGAUUCGGUUCAGACUGGAGCUUCCCCCCCGUCAAAGGACGUGGUUCUUUGCAUUUUGGGCAGCAUGGGUCGAAUUUAAGGGAGCAUUGCAGACGGUGUCUAUAGCCACAAGCCCUUUGGGGCAUUUACAUAUUGCUUAUACCAAAUUUUCCUUUGUCGAAAUUCAAAUAUACCCUUUGCCCUGA